Didymella exigua CBS 183.55 is the source of this 2392-nucleotide messenger RNA. RefSeq lists its product as uncharacterized. Bases 175 to 2151 code for a protein of 658 amino acids. The record is from RefSeq and is a predicted model, not a curated record. Lineage: Eukaryota; Fungi; Ascomycota; Dothideomycetes; Pleosporales; Didymellaceae. The transcript has a single exon.
CGUCGUCGGCCCCGUAGGCGUGUGGCUUCGGCGCCAUGGGAUGGGUGGAUUGCUGCACGUAUCGGCGGUCGAGCGCAAUAGUCCCGUCGCGCGCAAAAGUCCCGUCGAGCGCAAAAGUCCCGUCGAGCGCAAAAGUCCCGUCGCGCGCAAAAGCCCCGUCGCGACAACCAAGGGAUGGCUAGUGCGGCCAGGGAUGGCAGCUCUGGUCCGCCAACGUCAUCGGGGCGUGUCCGCAGGCGCGUCGCAUUCACGCGCCCGCAAUCCUCCCUCCCUCCCCUCCCACAACAACGGCGUGUCAAGAUGGCGCCCGUCGAGACCGACGCUGCCGCGCGCAGCAACAACCUGCCCGUCCUUCUCUUUGGCGGCCAGACGCUCCUCGUCGCGGCCCUCACGGCGCACGUCCUGCUCACGGCGCGACGGGCUGCCCAGACGCUGCCGCCCGCGACCCGCACGCGCUCGCAGAACCACGUCCGACGCCGCCAUGCGCGCGUCUUCUCGGCCCUUGCGCUGCUGUCGCUGGCCAGCGUCGCCACCUUUGCCGUCGUCUUCCGCGUCAUCUCGUACGUCCAGUGGGCCGAGCUGGGCAGCAGGCCGACGCCCGGCAGCCUGUGGCAGGGCUGGUACGGCACCGGCGAGCACGGCGUCGGCGCCUGGCACCUCGGCGACUGGGCCAGGGACGUCGACCUGGUCCGCGAGUCGGACGCGGUCGCCGUGCUCAAUCCCGCGGGCUUCUUCUACACGGCCCAGCACUUCACCGCGCUGCUGGCCGCCUCCAUCUUCAUUGGCGUCGAGGGCCACCGUCGCAGCCUGUCGCCGUGGACCGUUGCCUCCUUUGUCGUGCUGGGCGCCUACGGGAGCCUGGCCUACGCGCUCAGCCUGUUCUUCGUCACCCUCCUCUACACCCCCACCACUGUCCACCACGGAGAGACGCCCCUGGACGACACCCUGUUUACGCCCAAGCCGGCCGUGUACUGGGCCCCCAUUGUCGCCUCGCUGCUCAUCCUGAACGAGCUCCCCAAGCUCGAGGCCCACGGCGACGUCUUCCGCGUCGUCCGCUCUGGCUACGUGCUCACUCCGCUGUUCCUCGCCUUUGCCCCCCAGGUCACGCCCGUGGCGUUUGGCAGCGCGCACCCGACAAAGUCGCACGCCCGCCGCUCCUACCAGGCCGUUUUCCACUUUCUCUCCGUCGUCGCCUUUGUCUUCCACGCACGCGUCUUCUACCUCAACAUGCGCGACGCCGUCCCCGCCCCGCCCGCCGCCGUCUGGGACCUCUUCGCCAGCGCCGUGGGCAGCGAGACGACACGCGCAAACCGUCUGCUGCAGGGCCUGGGACUGGUGGCACGCAAGCUGCGCAACGUCUCGCAGCACCCCGCCCUCAGCGUCACCACAGUCGACGUCGCGUUCACGGCCCUGGCGCUGCUGACCUGGACAUUCACGCGCGAUCUGGACCCGGAAGCCAUCCUCGAAAGCUCCGUGCUGUCCCCGCUCGUGCCCGGCCACAGACAACACGUCCGCUUCUUCGAGCCCGUCAUUAGGAAACUCGACGCGGCAGCCAAUCUCUCCGAGCCCGUCAUCAGGAAACUCGACGCGGCAGCCAAUCUCUCCGAGCCCGUCAUCAGGAAACUCGACGCGGCAACCAAUCUGUCCGACCCCGCCGAAAUCAUCCCCACCACGACCCCCAGCAAGUCGGGUCGCAGGACGAGAGCCGACGCCGGAGCGUCCACGACCGCCGUCUCAGCACCCCGCGAGGCAAGCGAGCAGGCCUCGCGCCGCUCCACGCGCCGCUCCGCCCUGGCCGCCUUUGACGACGCCGUCGAGACCGUCACCGGCUCGCCCACGCCCCAGAGCCAGACCGUGCACGACUUGGCAGGCGCGGAGCCGGACGGCGAGGCACACGACGCCACACAUGUCCCAGACGACGAGGCACACGACGCGACAUAUGUCCCGGACGACGAGGCACACGACGCGACAUAUGUCCCGGACGAGACGACGCGCCGCGCCGUCCAGGAGACGGAGGCCGAUGGUGCGGUGUCGGCGGACGACUACGUAGAGGCUGCCGAGUCGACGGGGGUGGCGCUGUUCCUGGCGUUUCUCGGCGGCGCGGGGCAGCUCGCCAGCGCGGCGCUGGGCGCCGAGGUCAGGGGGUCGUAGGAAGGGAAAAGUUUCUUUGGCGGAUGAGUGCAGGGCAGGCGAAUAGUGUGACUGGGCGGCUGGACGUGAUGCGAACGAACCGACGGACGGAUGAAUGAAUGAAUGAAUGAAUGAAUGAAUUGGCUACAACGACCAACGAAACGCUUCACUCCGCUAUGCACGCUUAUCAACGGAACAGCGAUACGCAUGCUUCCCUCUCCGACUGCUUCCCUCUCCGACUGCUUCCCUCUCUGACUGCUUC